AUGACGAGUAUAAGUCCAUGUGUGAAUGCUACGUCACCGGCGGGAGCUGCUUUCACUGCUUUAAUAUCUUACUUAUCGACCCUUCAAUGUCUCAUCACGGAGCCAUGGCCGGAAGAUCACAGGCAUCGCGUAAAAGACGGCGAUCAAUUCGAUUUCAUCAUUAUUGGUUCUGGGACAGCGGGAUCAAUCUUAGCGAAUCGUCUGACAAAAGCUGAUGAUUGGAAGGUUCUACUCAUUGAGGCCGGCGAUGAUCCGCCUUUGGAGAGUAUCAUUCCCAAUUUCUCCGGAGCGACACAUAGAAGUGACCAGGUGUGGCAAUAUUAUACAGAGAGAGAUGAAAUGGUGAAUAGGGGCUGCGGUGAAGAACGGUCGUUCUGGCCUCGUGGGAAGAUGUUGGGUGGUACGGGCUCCAUCAAUGGGAUGCUCCACAUGACUGGCAGCCCCGGGGACUAUGAACCAUGGAACGUCGAUGACGGUUGGGACUAUCACACCAUAAAGAAAUACUUUAGGAAGAGUGAAAAAAUUAUCGAUCCCUAUAUUCUCAAUAAUCCAGAACUUCUAAAUAAUCACGGCACGGAUGGCGAGUUUGUAGUUGAUCAGUUGAAUUUCACGCAUACCGAUAUAGCUGAUAAACUGACCGAGGCUUAUUUGGAAAUGGGUCUGGAUUACUUGGAUGACUUAAAUGGACCAACUCAGAUGGGUGUAGGUAAGAUAAGGGGCGGGCAUCACAAAGGGAAAAGAGUGAGCACUGCAACUGCUUUUUUAAACACAAUCAAAGAACGUAAAAAUUUAUACAUUCUCAAAAAUACAUUCGCUACCAAAAUUCUUUUCGAAGACACUAAAGCUAUUGGAGUAAAGGUUUCUUUGCCAGACAAGAAAACAGCACAGUAUUAUACAACAAAAGAGAUAAUUGUGAGUGCUGGAACAAUAAACACUCCAGUUUUACUUAUGUCGUCUGGUGUAGGACCAAAAGAACAUUUGGAGAGUUUGAAUAUCGAAGUUAAUUCUGACUUACCAGUCGGCAGAAAUCUGCAGGAUCAUGUGAGAAUUCCAAUACCAGUCACAAUUAAUACUGGAGCGAAGGAAAAACCUCAAGAUUACUGGCAUAAAGCUACACUGCAAUACUUACUCGAUCAGUCAGGUCCACACUCAACUAAUUAUGACCAACCUAAUAUUAAUGCUUUUCUAUCAGUUACGGAUCAUAAACAACUCCCGGACAUACAAAUCGAUCAUAAUUAUUUUGUUCCAAAUACUUCCUACGUAUACUCUAUGUGUAAAAAUGUCCUGAAUUACAAGGAUGAAAUUUGCGAACAAUUUGCCAAAAUGAACGCUGAGAGUGAAAUGAUAAUAUUUUUUGUAUCUCUAUGCCGACCAUUUUCAAAGGGUAACAUUUUAUUGCGUUCAAACAAUCCUUUCGACCAUCCACGAAUAUACCCAAAAUAUUUUAGUGAUCGACGAGAUAUGGAUACAUUCAUAAAGGGCUUAAAAAAAGUUACGGAAAUUGUGAACACGGAAGCAUUAAGAAACGCAGACGCGAAGGUCAAAAGAAUCUAUUAUAAAGACUGUGAUGAUUUUAAAUUUAAAUCUGAUGAUUAUUGGGAGUGUAUGGCGAGGACUUUAACGUACAAUGUAUAUCAUCCUGUGGGUACUUCGAAGAUGGGCAAGCCUGGAGAUCAUACCAGUGUAGUGGACAGCAGGUUGAGGGUGUUAGGAGUGAAAAACUUGAGAGUGGUCGACGCUAGUAUAAUGCCAACUAUAACUAGCGUUAAUACUAACGCUCCGACCAUGAUGAUCGCGGAGAGGGCGUCUGCAUUCAUAAAACUGGAAUAUAAAAGCAAAUAUGCGAAUGACGAGCUAUAA
Molecule: messenger RNA, 1860 nt
Organism: Danaus chrysippus (African queen)
Lineage: Eukaryota; Metazoa; Arthropoda; Insecta; Lepidoptera; Nymphalidae
Source: the annotation of a GenBank genome assembly